CCUGUUUCUCUUUGCCUUGCAGCAAUCGUGGGCCACAGCCAUGGCUACGGACUGGCUGGGAAGCAUCGUGUCGAUUAACUGUGGAGAAAGCUUGGGAGUCUACCAAGGGCGAGUGUCCGCCGUGGACCAGGUCAGCCAGACCAUCUCCCUGACACGGCCCUUCCACAAUGGAAUGAAGUGCCUCGUGCCAGAAGUCACCUUCAGGGCAGGUGACAUUACUGAACUAAAAAUCCUGGAGAUCCCAGGGCCAGGGGACAAUAGACAAUGUGGGGAUCUGCAGCAGACGGACAUGGGCAUCCCUGGAGUUGGAUGCCAAGUGGGUCCCAGCCAGAAUGGCACUGGAAAAGUCCUCAAGAAGCCCAUCUCCAGCAGUGCCCCGCAGAAUAUUCCAAGGAGAACAGACGUGAAGAAUCAGGAUGUUAUUGUCUCUCCACAGCAGCAGUGCUCCAAGAGCUACAUGGAUCGACAUGUAGAAACAUUGCCUCAAUCCAAAGGCUUCCGUCGUAGGCACAAUUCCUGGUCGUCCAGUAGCCGUCAUCCAAACCAGGUGACUCCAAAGAAGAGCGGCCUGAAAAACGGGCAGAUGAAGAGCAAAGAUGACGAGUGCUUCGGGGAUGACAUAGAUGAAAUCCCAGACACAGAUUUUGAUUUUGAGGGGAACCUGGCCCUCUUUGACAAGGCGGCUGUGUUUGAAGAGAUUGAAACUUAUGAGAGGAGGAGUGGCACUCGUUCCCGUGGGACCCCAAACGAAAAGCCGGCACGGUAUCGGCACGAUGAGAACAUCCUGGAAUCGGAGCCCAUAGACUACAGAAGGAUAGUGGUACCCCACAACGCGAACAAGGAGUUCUGCACGGACUCUGGGCUGGUGGUUCCCAGCGUGUCGUACGAGCUUCACAAAAAGCUGCUCUCGGUGGCCGAGAAGCACGGGCUGACGCUGGAGCGGCGGCUGGAGAUGACGGGCGUCUGCGCCAGUCAGAUGGCCCUGAGUCUCCUCGGGGGGCCCAACAGGCUGAACCCCAAGAACGUGCACCAGCGGCCCACGGUGGCCCUGCUCUGCGGCCCCCAUGUGAAGGGGGCCCAGGGCAUCAGCUGCGGGCGCCACCUCUCCAAUCACGACGUCCAUGUCAUCCUUUUCCUGCCCAACUUUGUCAAGAUGCUGGAAUCCAUCACCAACGAGCUGAACCUCUUCAGCAAGACCCAGGGCCAGCAGGUGUCCAGCGUCAAAGAUCUCCCAGAUACUCCUGUUGAUCUCGUGAUCAACUGCCUGGAUUGUCACGAAAAUGCCUUUCUGAGGGAUCAGCCUUGGUACAAGGCGACCGUGGACUGGGCGAACCAGAACCGGGCACCCGUCCUCAGCAUAGACCCUCCCGUGAACGAGCUGGAGCAGGGCAUAGACGCCAAGUGGUCGCUGGCCUUGGGCCUGCCGCUGCCCCUGGGCGAGCGGGCCGGGCGCGUGUACCUCUGUGACAUUGGCAUUCCCCAAAAGGUCUUCCAGGAGGUGGGAAUCAACUACCACUCGCCCUUCGGCUGCAAAUUUGUCAUCCCCCUGCACUCCACCUAGAGCCCGCCCAGCUCCCGAGGGAGAGAAGAGGAGGAGCGGUUGGUUCUGUCGAAUAAGCUGUCCUGUGGAUCCCGACUAGUUAAACUGGUGACGCCUUAAGGAUGUGAAGUUCUGGGGAGUUUCCUUGAAGAAGAAACAUGUUUAUAAAAAAAAAAAAAAAAAAAAAAAAAAA
Tinamus guttatus (white-throated tinamou) is the source of this 1733-nucleotide messenger RNA. RefSeq names its product enhancer of mRNA decapping 3 (gene EDC3). Gene Ontology annotation, cellular component: P-body. The record is from RefSeq and is a predicted model, not a curated record. Lineage: Eukaryota; Metazoa; Chordata; Aves; Tinamiformes; Tinamidae. Gene Ontology annotation, molecular function: mRNA binding. Gene Ontology annotation, biological process: deadenylation-independent decapping of nuclear-transcribed mRNA; P-body assembly.